AUGUUCUACGUGAUAUUAGUUGCGGUGCUUCUGUGGAGGCCAAUUUUGGGAGCCCAUAUCUCGCCUGACGAUGAAACCUACAAUUCAAUGAAUCUAGUGUACACAAAGCCCACUGGGCAUCGACGCGUGAAAAGACAACUAGGUGAAGUGGCGCUACAGCUCAGCCACUUCCUUGAGUUCCUGAUCACGGCGGCAGUAGGAGCCGCGCAGCAAACGGGACGCUUAGGCCAGGACCUUGUUGGUCGAAAUGAUGGAGGUAUCCUAGCUCUGUUGGAUGCUCUUUUCGUUGGACUCGAGGUCAGCGGCGAUUUCAUCCGGAAUUUGUUGAAUGCCUUGUUGGGCACUGUGAACACGGUAAUCGGAACGCCGUCCGAUGAAGAUGCACUAAUUAAAGGCCGCUCGACUAGCGGCAAUGGCAGGGGAUCCCGGCGCGCAACGAAUCGUAAAGAUCAGAGACGACAAAAACAAUCAUUGGAAGCUUCACAAAACUCGCCUCUUUGGGGAAAAACAAUUCAGGCACAACUAAAGGUGGCUCAGCGAUUAUUAUAUGCCGCCACUGGUCGACAUAGACUAAUCUCAGCCAACAACGAACACAUCAAGAAUCGCCCAGAAAAGUAAACGGCUCAGUCUUCAUGAGAAAAAGACUAUUAAUAGUAUUGGCAGGUUAUCAUAACGAUCAACGUCUAAUUUUUUGGCUUGAAUUGACUGAAUUAGCUUGAAAUUUAGCAGACGACGUUUUGGGGUAGAUACAUUUCUGACUGGGAACCCUUUCAUUACUAUUGUUCGUUCAUUGCACACACUCAACCUUGAUUUCAACUGGCGUAAU
Messenger RNA from Varroa destructor (honeybee mite), 826 nucleotides. RefSeq lists its product as uncharacterized. NCBI's taxonomy places the organism in Eukaryota, Metazoa, Arthropoda, Arachnida, Mesostigmata, Varroidae. The record is from RefSeq and is a predicted model, not a curated record.